AUGACAAGUACGAAAGCUCCAUCAUCAUCAUCGAUGAUUGAAACUGAAAGUCCAAUUGGGACAUUGUCUUCAAUUUCUUCCCUUCUCCAUCAGCUCCUGACUGAAUACAAUCUGGAUGCUCAUGAUCUCACAAGCCUAGACGCUUCAUGUUCCUUCUUCAGCCGGAUUGCUCAAGGCGAAGAAACCCUCUCAUGGACAGAGGCUGCAGCUUUGGAUCUCUGCAAGAAGAAACUUCUCAGCUUUGAGUCUAUGACAGCCUCACAGAUUGAAUAUCUGAAGAACAGGUGUGGAGGCUCAUGGAAACGCGUCUUGAGAUUCCUGCUCGCCCGUGAGUUCUGCUCCAGGUGGGGGAAAUCUCAAGUGCUAACCGGACCAGGUCAUAGCAUUGCGAUCAGCUCGAACGGAGUUGUUUCUUCAUUCGGGAGCAAUGAAGCGGGGCAGCUUGGAUACGCAACCCAAGGCAUCAACUCUUUGCCUCAACAAAUUAGAAUAGUUCAAGCGGCAGUUGGAUUUCAACGUACUUUGCUGGUUAGCGAUACCGGUAGAGUAUAUGCCUCGGGCGUAACUUCAUUCGGUGAAGUAGUGCCAUUUGAUAGAGAUGCAGUUACAUCAUUUGUACCGCAAAUAGUCGACACGUUGAGACACAUAUUUGUGGUAGACAUUACAAUCGGACAUUACUUCUCGGCGGUAUUAUCUAGAGAAGGUAAGGUCUUCACGCUUUGUCUCCAAGGGAAAGACGGAAGGGUUUGCACAUGGGGUUGUGGGUUUCAUGGAUGCUUGGGAUAUGGAGACGAAAAAUAUCAAACAGUCCCUAAAGUGGUGGAGUCAUUGGCUCACCUCCAAGUGGUCUAUGUGUCGGCCGGAGCAUUUACCACAUUUGUCGUGACAAAAGACGGUGAUGUAUAUUCUCUAGGAUAUGAAUAUCCAUCGAGCGUCGGACUCCGCGAGGAUGAAGUUGCCGUUUUUAAUGAUGAUGUGAAUCCCAGCCUUCUAAGGCUGCUAAUUAAGGUUCCAUAUCUUAAAGAGAUCUUACAAGAGCGGGUAGUACAGAUUAGUAGCACGAAAUCGUUGAUGGAGGUACCCCAUACUCUGGUUCUCACUGAAUCGGGCAAGGUUUACGGUUUUGGAGCUGGAAACACAUGCCAAUUGGGAGUGGAGAUGGUCGUCGUGCCCAACAAUGUGGCUCAAAGGGCGGAACCCAAGCGAGUUGAGAUUAAUUUCGGAUAG
Impatiens glandulifera is the source of this 1227-nucleotide messenger RNA. RefSeq names its product probable E3 ubiquitin-protein ligase HERC3. NCBI's taxonomy places the organism in Eukaryota, Viridiplantae, Streptophyta, Magnoliopsida, Ericales, Balsaminaceae. The transcript is spliced from 4 exons. The record is from RefSeq and is a predicted model, not a curated record. Bases 1 to 1227 code for a protein of 408 amino acids.